GUCUGUUCGUACGUAAUCAUGCAUCGCUAAAAAUAAAGUGGAAUUAAAUGUUGUAAAGUCACCUUAAUUGAUUAAAUUAAAUGAUUAUGCCUACUGGCCGUGCUGUUUUGUUGCUGCGGCGUUUGUCGACGGGCGAUAAUAGAUUUAAAAGCUUAAAUCUCAAUCAAUCUGCGACGAAGGAGACCCUUGCGAACCCGGUUUGUAAUCAUCGUGAUUUGGGAGUUCCAAAAAGAUUUACAUCAUUGGGUCAAACUCUUCCUACACCUCAACUCAAAAGAAGUUUCAGUGAUAACAUCAUAAAAAUGGCUGCACCCAGUUCCGAUACAAAUCCAGUUGAAAAACCAAAACAUACAAAUAGGCUGGUAUCUGAGAAAUCUCCUUAUUUACUGCAACAUGCUCACAACCCUGUGCAGUGGUACCCAUGGUGCCAAGAAGCUAUUGACAAAGCAAAAGCAGAGAAUAAACUUAUUUUUCUCUCUGUUGGCUAUUCAACAUGCCACUGGUGCCAUGUUAUGGAGAAAGAAUCUUUCGAAAAUGAAGAUGUUGCUAAAGUAAUGAACGAACACUAUGUCAACAUCAAAGUGGACCGUGAGGAACGCCCAGACAUUGACCGUGUGUACAUGUUGUUUGUAAUGGCAACUACUGGCAGUGGAGGCUGGCCAAUGUCAGUUUUCCUGACUCCAGAUCUACGUCCUGUAACUGGAGGGACUUAUUUCCCCCCAGAAGACAGAUGGGGAAGACCAGGCUUCAAAAGCAUCUUGCUAUCUCUAGCCAAGAAGUGGAAAGAAAGUAGAGAGCAGUUUGUUCAAGCUAGCACUAGCAUCAUGGAAGCACUUCAGAAGAUAUCUCUUGUGGACUCCGAAAAUUCCUCAUCUUUGCCAGGAGAAGCUACAUGGGACAAGUGUGUCCGUAGAUAUGCAUCCAUCUAUGAACCUGAUUUUGGUGGAUUUGGUACUGCCCCUAAGUUCCCACAGUCUUCCAUCUUUAAUUUCUUGUUCCAUUAUUAUGCCCGUGACAAAUCCCAUCCUGAGGGAAAGAAAUGUCUUGAAAUGUGCCUCCAUACUCUAACAAAGAUUGCUAAAGGAGGUAUACAUGAUCAUGUGUCCAGUGGGUUUGCUCGUUAUUCAGUUGAUAACGAUUGGCAUGUUCCCCAUUUUGAGAAAAUGCUGUAUGACCAAGCUCAGCUUACUGUGGCUUAUACUGAUGCAUUUCUGGCAACAAAGGAUGAAUUUUAUGCAGAGAUAGUUCGUGACAUAAUAAAAUAUGUCAAUAGAGACUUGAGGCAUGAAUCUGGUGGAUAUUACAGUGCAGAAGAUGCUGAUUCAUAUCCAACUUUUGGUGCUCCCCACAAGAAAGAAGGAGCAUUUUGUGUGUGGGAAUUUCAGGAAAUAAAAUCACUUUUGGAUGGUAAAAAUAUUAACUCUACCCCAUACUUAGAAGUUUUCUGUGAUUACUUCAGUGUUGAAGAGGAUGGAAAUAUCUCUCCGGUCAGUGAUCCCCAUGGUGAACUGAAGAACAAGAAUGUGUUGAUUGUCUAUGGCAGUAAGGAAGAAACAGCUGAAAAGUUUGGAUUGUCUAUGGAUCAAUUUAAUCAAGUGAUAACUGAAUGCAUUGGUAUUUUGUAUGACGCUAGACAGACGAGACCUCGUCCGCACUUGGACAGCAAAAUGCUGUGCUCUUGGAAUGGCCUCAUGUUGUCUGGAUUGGCGCAAGCAGGCCAGGGCCUAGCUGAUAAGGAGUAUGUGGAGGAUGCUAUCAAAACAGCCGAGUUUAUAAAGAAGCAUCUGUAUGAUCCUUCUACUAAAACUUUACUACAUUCUUGCUAUAGGGCUGAUGAUGGCUCCAUUGCUCAAACUGAGAAACCCAUAAAAGGUUUCCUAGAUGACUAUGCGUUCUUGAUCAAAGGCCUGCUGGAUUUGUAUGAGGCGUCACUGGACCUGCGGUGGCUGAACUGGGCGCGCGAAUUGCAGCAAACACAAAACGAUCUGUUCUGGGACGCCAAAAACGGCGGCUAUUUCACUUGCUCGACUGAGGAUGAUACUGUAGUUUUGCGGCUCAAAGAGGAUCAAGAUGGCGCCGAGCCAUCCGGGAACAGUGUGGCUUGCCACAACCUGCAGCGCCUGGCCGCUUACGCCGACAAGAGUGCGGCGCCUGAAGGCGGCGACCACGAUCGGGAAAUGGCCAAGAAACUGCUCAUGACCUUCGCUAAGAGGCUGGAAGAAUCACCCACCGCUUUGCCAGAGAUGAUGUCCGCGCUUAUGUUCUUCAAUGACUCGCCUACUCAGGUACUAAUUGCUGGUGGCUGCACUGACCCGCGUACUUUAGAGCUGGUGCGCGUAGUGCGCUCGCGCCUCUUGCCAGGCCGAGUGCUGGCCGUCGCCGACCCCGCCGCCGAGACGCCCGCCGGUAUGUCCGACAUACUGCUAAGCCGCAUCCGCAGCGUGGGCGACACGCCGACGGCGUAUGUAUGCCGACGCUACGCCUGCUCGCUGCCCGUCACCGACGUCAAGCAAUUGGAGAAUCUGCUUGACGAGGCGCCCGCCCCUCCCGCGGCUUCAAAGUAG
Molecule: messenger RNA, 2564 nt
Organism: Ostrinia nubilalis (European corn borer)
Lineage: Eukaryota; Metazoa; Arthropoda; Insecta; Lepidoptera; Crambidae
Product: spermatogenesis-associated protein 20
Exons: 6
Coding region: 81-2564 (827 amino acids)
Biological process (GO): carbohydrate metabolic process
Source: RefSeq, a predicted model, not a curated record